CUUUUCGACAUUAAUUAAUCAUUAAAUUAAAUAGCCAUUACUUAUCUAGAUAUUAUUGAUAAAGUGAAAAAAAAAUACCUGGUGACAGUUAAAUGUUUGAUUUAUAAGUCAGACCAUCAUACUGUGAAUUCAUUAUCACUUGAGGCCUUGAAGCAACAACAUUACUACCAUGUUGGUCUCUACGCUAGUGUUGGUCAUCUUACCACUUUUGCAUAAUGCUCAAGCCCAACAGGGUAAAUUUAGCGGUGACGCAGCAGUGAUAACAGCCCCUCCGGAACUAUCAACACCCCAUAUGGCAGCUUCACUGGAUAUUGCAAGAAAUGUCUCAGCUGCAUUUCCUUCCGAUGUUGUUGUCCCUAUUCAUACUGCAACACAAGUGACUCCCUCUUAUACUAACCCACCACCUACUUCAGCACCAAAUAAUGGACGAACUACUCAACCAACAUCGGCGCAGUCUCAAUACACAAUGCCACCUUAUAUUCCCCCGUGUUGGACGCAUCCGACUACAACGACAACAGUAAAGCCACGUUACACAACUACGCCAUCUACGACACCUUACGUUCCCCCGUGUUGGACACAUCCCACUACAACGACAACAGCGAAGCCUCAUUAUACAACUACGCCAUCAACGACACCUUACGUUCCCCCAUGUUGGACACAUCCCACUACAACCACUACAACGACAACAGUGAAGCCUCGUUACACAACUACGCAAUCGACGACACCUUACGUUCCCCCAUGUUGGACACAUCCCACUACAACCACUACAACGACAACAGCAAAGCCUCGUUACACAACUACGCAAUCAACAACACCUUACGUUCCCCCGUGUUGGACACAUCCCACUACGACGACAACGGUAAAGCCUCGUUACACAACUACGCAAUCAACGACACCUUAUGUUCCCCCGUGUUGGACACCCACGACCACGACGACUACCGCGAAGCCAUCCGUAACCACACCAUAUGUUCCCCCCUGUUGGAACCAAAGAUCACAGACCACAACCCAAUCUACCCCAACAACUGGCCCAACCACCACAACGGAGCAUGGACCACAAUACGUCUGUGCACAAAGAAAUCACUUCUAUCCAAUUCCGACCGAAUGCAACACUUAUAUAGAAUGCAAGGACAAUGUAGCCAGCAAGCAGAUUUGCCCGGCGGGUCACGUAUUUAAACCGGACGUACUUUGGCCAGCUAAUCCCUGUGUUAGUUCCGCUGAAUACAAGUGCACACAUGGCUAUGUGCUAGAGGAUAUCCCGACAAAUAUCUGCCCCGGGUCAAAAUAAGAAACAAGUUUCUAAACUUUGAAAGGGCACAAACAUGUCACUAUCUGAUAUUUUAAUUUUUAAUGUAUUUUUCUGUGUCAAAAAUACAUAUAUGUUUCUAAUUUUAAAAUAUUGUUGUCAUGAACC
Messenger RNA from Manduca sexta (tobacco hornworm), 1411 nucleotides. RefSeq lists its product as uncharacterized. The transcript is spliced from 4 exons. The coding region runs from base 649 to 1173 and encodes 174 amino acids. The record is from RefSeq and is a predicted model, not a curated record. Lineage: Eukaryota; Metazoa; Arthropoda; Insecta; Lepidoptera; Sphingidae.